GCGCACGCCCCGCCGCCGCUCGCGCACAUCCACACACACACGCGUCCGCGCGCCCGGAGCCGCUGACGGCGCCUACGCGGGGCUCGCCGCCUCCCCGACCCGCCGCCCGAGCAGCGGCAGCCGCCCGAGGAGGAGGAGGAGGAGGAAGAGGAGGCGGCGGCGUGCACGGUGCUCGGAGCUCUGGCCGGCUGCACUGCCCGGAGAUGUCGGGGGUGCUGGUGAUCGCUGCCUGGUGCUUCCUGCAAGUGGAGAGCCGGCAUCCUGAAAUCAUCGCCAGUAACAGCAACCAUGGCAAUUUCCUGGACAACGACAAAUGGCUGAGCACCGUUUCGCAGUACGAUAAAGACAAGUACUGGAACAAAUUCAGGGAUGAUGAUUAUUUCAGAAACUGGAAUCCAAACAAGCCUUUUGAUCAAGCCCUUGAUCCAUCCAAAGAUCCAUGUUUGAAGGUGAAGUGCAGCCCACACAAAGUGUGUGUCACUCACGACUAUGAAACUGCUAUUUGUGUAAGCCGCAAGCAGCUGGUACACAGCCUUCGACAAAAGAAAGGAAACUUGGCCCAGAAGCACUGGACUGGACCAGCUAACAUGGUGAAAUGCAAGCCUUGCCCCAUGACGCAUGCCAACGCUGUCUGUGGAUCUGAUGGGCACACGUAUACUACCAAGUGCAAGUUGGAGUUUCAUGCAUGUACUUCUGGCAAAACCAUCACAGCUCGAUGCGAAGGGCCCUGCCCCUGCCUUCCAGGGCCUGAAAGUUCAAAACACAAGCUGGAGAAGAGUGCUUGCACAGACAAAGAAUUGAGGAAUCUCGCUUCGCGACUAAAAGACUGGUUCGGUGCUCUUCACGAGGACGCAAAUCGAGUCAUCAAACCAACAAGCUCCGAGACGGCACAAGGCAGAUUUGACACCAGCAUUCUACCAAUCUGUAAGGAUUCCUUAGGCUGGAUGUUCAACAAACUUGACAUGAACUAUGACCUGCUGCUGGAUCCCUCGGAGAUCAGCGCCAUUUAUCUGGAUAAGUAUGAGCCCUGCGUCAAGCCUCUCUUCAACUCUUGUGACUCCUUCAAAGACGGAAAGCUUUCGAACAACGAGUGGUGCUACUGCUUCCAGAAGCCAGGCGGUCUUCCUUGCCAGAAUGAAAUGAAUAGAAUUCAAAAGCUAAGUAGAGGGAAGAGUCUGUUGGGUGCUUUCAUCCCACGGUGCAAUGAAGAAGGUUAUUACAAAGCCACUCAGUGCCAUGGCAGCACAGGGCAGUGCUGGUGUGUUGAUAAGUACGGGAAUGAGAUAGCUGGCUCAAGAAAGCAAGGGACAGUUAGUUGUGAAGAAGAGCAAGAAACCUCAGGGGAUUUUGGCAGUGGUGGAUCUGUUGUGUUGCUGGAUGAUUUGGAAGAGGAACCUGAAACAGCAAAAAAAGACAAAGAAGGGAAACUGAAGAUUCACGUAAGAGCAGCUAAUGAAGAUGAUGAAGAUGAAGAUGAUGAUAAGGAUGAUGAAAUUGGUUAUAUAUGGUAGUGCCCAUCAUAGUGAGGACUCACAUUUUGCACAAUAUUGCAAGUCACAUCAUAUCUCUGCAAUUGUAUCUGAGAGUACCUGGCACAAAUAUUCCCUCUCUACUGAGUUUAAUUUUGUAUAGUCUAUUUAAUUUGGUAGGCAACUUUUUUUUCCUGCAAGGACUGUUUGGAAAACAGCUUUUGUUCAGUUGGUUUGGGGGAUUUUUGUUCUAUCCACAGGGGCAAUGAGUUUUGUUUCAAAAACAUUUCAUGUGUUAAUCCUCACUUGCACAGCUUAUGAAAUAUAUCCUGUGAAAGAACUGCAGAAGGGGCUCAACAAACCAAUACAAGGCUUAGAAGCCCUUCUUGUGUUAGAGCAUUUGUGUCAUAAAUUGUUACCUGGAUCAUAUCAGAAACAGUUACUUUUCUUUCAUGAAGAUGGAAAAGUACGUGCCUCAUUUUCUACUCCAUAUCUGUUACAUUCCAGUAAGGAGUAAGUCUCUUUGGACGGAGACUUCUGGCUGCCCAGCACCAGGGGUUUGAUCCAGAAAGAAACCCACUGGCGGGAUUUGCUUUUCCUUACAUUCUCUGAGAAUGGGUCCAACAGGCUUAGACCAGCCCACACUGAAAGCAAAGCUCCCACCAGAGCAAAGAUCAGCUCACUGACACUGGUUAUUUGGUUAAGGAACACGGCCUUGAUCUUAAGAGAUGCUGGGAACCUGCAGCUACCAUGUACCAAGCCCUACAGGCAGGGAACAGAGUCCAUCUGCCUUUCAAAGUGUUUAAGGAAAGAAUGUUUUGUGAAUUUGUAGCAUCAAAACCCCCUCCAUAGCUGUUCCUCAGCUUCUGUCUGAACUCAUUUGCACUGAGAGUUGCACUAACAUGACGCAGGCAGCCUCUGCCUCCUGCUCACACAUUGUGGAGCUGCCUGUUCUUCAUUUAGCAAUCCUUCAUUCCCAAGUUAUAAAGCUGUCAAAGACACUAACCAUCAAAAGUAAUAAGCUGUCAUUCCUUUAAUUUAAAUAGAUAAUAUUUAUUUGGCCUGUUUAAAAAAGCAACUUUAGGUGGUCAUGUUUCAAAAGCAGAACCCCUUUGCUCAGUGUGACACGCUGCACACUCAUAAAUCACACACGUAAAAGAGAACAGUAUUAAAAUACAAUCUGUGAGUCCCUCCGCAUCGCCCAUAGCCUCAUAGCUCUUCAGUUGUAUCGCAGCAUAUUGACAUGAAAUUCUUUGCUAUGUCCUUUCCCAUUGCAGUUCUCUGAUGCAGUAAUGUACUGUGGUGACCUUUUAUUAUUUUUGCUGUUUUCAGAAACAGUAAGCGGUUCCUUAAGCCCACGCUUGCAUUAGGAUGCAGAUACAAGUAUUUUAGCAGCACCUGUGAUUUGCCUGUGAGUUAUUUUGCAGAAUGAAAAAUGUGCUUAUUACACAGAAAACUCAUUAGUCUAAUUAUUUGUCCUCUGAGUUAGUGCUGGAUGUAGAGGUGGCGGCAGUAUGGAGUUAAAACAUGGCUAGUUACCUAUUCACGCAAAAGUAGGCAAAUACCGUGCGGGCUGGCAGAAUGUUUUAAGGACACUGGCCCAAGGGCUGUGGUCCUCAGCCCUCUCCAAAGUCAGUGCCCACUGCAGAGGCUGGCAGGGCUUUGCAGCCCCUCUCCCUCUCUGUAGGACCUCUGCUUUCAGAAACGAUCAGAAGAGCAAUAGAGAAGAGGAACUCCUUUCAGAGAACACGUGUUGCAGGGGCUCAGUUGUUUUCUCCUCUUUCAUUGCCUGUCUAUCUAGAUCAAUGACCUGAGACCACAGAGCAAGCCUGCAUAAUUGUUUUUAAUGCAGAAGGGGGUGUAAAAUCGUGAAGAAUUUGUUGUGUGUUGGUCACACCCUCGCAUCCUCCCAAAAAUCUGCCAUCACAGGCAUUUGCAAAAGGCCCGCAAUCCUCCCUGUCGCAAAUCCCUUUGGUUUUCCUAUAGCUUUUGGAAAUUUAUUUAAAAAAUCAUUGUCCAUGAGCUGCACAGCACACGCGCACUCUCGCUGCCUUUCAUAGGAAAUGACACUAACUUGCAAAAGGAACAGAUACAACCAGCAUUUUUGUUUCCUUAAACAGUAUGAUUUUGUGAGAAGCAAUCAACCACCAUCAGUAGCUGGUUUCCCUCUCAUAUUUUAUUAAUUAAACCCAUACUCUCUGGGUCUAGCGCUGCUGUCCUGUGCCAGACCUGCCUAAGGCACAGCGUUGCCUUUUCACGCUGACAUAAAUCUGAGCUCCACGAUCAGUAGAGUUAUUCUCCUCCUGCCUGGACUCAGUCUCCACACACAGCUAGGGUUUGGAGGUUUUUUUGUUUUGGCUUUUGUUUGUUUUGUUUUGCAGUUCCAUGUCUGCACCAGCUUAUCUUGGAACUAUGCAUUACUUCAAAAGCCACACAGUAAAUCCCUUCCCCUGCCCAGCACCUCACCAGGGUAAAGCCUGCCUAACCAAGCCCUUGCAGGCAACUCCAGGGUCCAAAGUUGCAGCCUUUCUAAAUCACAUGCAAACAUGGAAGAUGGCUAAAUAAGCCUUUGAAUGUUGACAUCCUUCAGUUUACAUGUGCAGACAUGCCACUGCCAUCCAUUUCUCACCACUGGUGAGCCUCUCCUAGCUGCAAUCUCUCACAUGCAACUACUCCAAAUCAGAGGUGGCAGUUUUAUGUCUUUAUUUUAGACUAUGAAGCACUUACUGUCGCUCAGACUGAUCAGCACAAACAUGCUGUGGAUCCCAGUCACAUGGCUCUGUGCCCAGCACAGCCAGGCAUGAGGGCAGAUGCCCUGGCUGGUUUGGCUGACCUCUGGUAGCACAUUUCCCAGCACACAGAAACACACACACCACCACCCCCAUGUCCCAUUUUAAGCCCACUGGCCCGGAUUCAGGAAGGCACCCCAGCCUGGCAAUUGUUCAGUCACCUGCCUCAGUUGUCAAAUGUUCUUCUGAAUCAGGGCCAGCAUUGGGGCGGGGGGGGUGGGGGGGAGCCAUUUGAUUGACUGGGUCAGUUGGGUGCGACUAUAAAAGAGUUUAGCGAGAGCAGCGGCAGGCCACGAGGUGCCGCAGCCAGCCAGAACCGGGCAGACGGGCUGCCGUGCUUGGACGGGCAGCUCAGGCUUGGACAGGCAGCUCAGGCUUGGACGGGCAGCUCAGUCUACGGAUCGCUUUAAGAGCAAGUGCCCAACUAGUACAAAAUGAUUUAGCAAAGCUCUUCUGUGAUCCGCUGGCAUCCUCCGGUGGCUGGGGGAUCUGCAGCCUAUGUAUACAUGUGUGUAUAGCUGUGUGUCUGUGUAUACACAUUUAUACACAUAUAUGUGCGUGCACACGUGUGUGCGGGUGUCCAAUUUGGGAAGAUGCCCGUUUUAUUGCUUCAAAAGAAACCAGCAAUUCUACCAAGAACCAGUGCUCUUCCAGAUCAAGCCCCUUCCAUUCAUCAUGCUUUGUAAAGGAUUUAAUUUGCUUUCAGCUUAAUUUAAUUACUUACUUUUUCUUUUUUCUUCCUUUUCUAUUAUUUUUUUUUUUCCUUUUCUAUUCUUUUUUUUGCAAAGCAGGACUUCCCAUCUGCAUCAAGCCAUCUUCAGUGUGAAAAAAUGGCAUCAGAGUUGUCCCAUUCUUAUAGAGACACAAACCAAUUUCUAAUCUCAUUUUCUUUUCUUAUUAGAGACUAUGAAAUACUGUUGGGUGUUGCUUUAUGUUUCAAGGUGUCCUUUUCACUACUGUGGUUAAAUCAAAAGCUCCUUGAGUUCAGAUUUCAGCACGGUUCGGUUGUUGGGUCAUUACUGGCCUUUGCUGUGAACACAAAGAAUCCUUUUCUUUUUCGUCACCUUUUUUUUAAGCUAUUCUGUACUAUUAUUUGAAACCAUUUGAAGUGUUUAUUUAAUAUUUAUUCUACAGUUUAUAUUGAAAAUGUAAAGUUUAUAUUUAAAACAACACUGUUUGUUAGUGAAUGCUUCUCUUUGCCUCUCCAGCCUAGUCUGUUAGUCUCUGGCAUGGGAAUAUUUUGAUAUUAGAAGUUUUGUAGCAUUUUUCCCCUCAAGCAGCAAAUGACAUAGAUCUAAGGUCACCACUUGAUACGGACCACCAGAUCGUUCAAGCUUAGCUUCCUACAUUUGUUGGCUUUUAUUGCAGUCCCUUCUGUAUGCCAUUCAAGUUCCUUUAAUACAUAGACUGCUUUGUACAGUUACUACACAUCAAAAAGCCCUUUCUACAGUAGGUGGGUUUUGGUCUUUUUAUACUUUUCUCAAUGCUGUUGAUGUCCGUUACUGUUUAAAUGUGUAGAUCUUUAAGAAGAGAUCCAAAUAUUACGUGUUUCAGUUUGAUGUCCCUACUGUAGAUGGAUGUAGACUGUCAUAGUAAGUAGAUUUGCAUAGUAGAUUCUGAAUGCUUUUUCCAUAAGGAGUUAAGUGGAAUGUGAGCAUUUUGCUAUCUUUGGUUAACUGUAAAUGCUUAACUGUAGUCUGAAAUAGUUGCAUUUUUGUCUGUCUCAAUAAAUUUUAAUUUGUCUGCGA
Phalacrocorax carbo (great cormorant) is the source of this 6006-nucleotide messenger RNA. The record is from RefSeq and is a predicted model, not a curated record. NCBI's taxonomy places the organism in Eukaryota, Metazoa, Chordata, Aves, Suliformes, Phalacrocoracidae.